AUGGUGAUGAGAGUGCUGAGGAGGAAACUUUGGUCAUGUCACUUCAAGCCCUUCUUCUUGUUACUUGUUUUUACCCUAAUCAUAUGCUUCUCUGUCUUAAGGAAUAAUCAAAAUGAAGACUUUUUAAAUCAUAGACAUUUAGAGUUGACAAGAGAGAAUCCACAUAAUAAUAUUAAUUGUACCAAAGUUAUACUGGGUGACAAAGAAGAAAUACAAAAUGUGAAGCUUACAAUGCUGACAGUGAAAUUUAGGAAUCUCCCUCAGUGGACAAAUGAUGACUAUAUCAAUAUGACCAAAGAUUGUGCUGCUUUCAUUAAGACCCGUAAAUAUAUCAUGGAACCCCUUAGUAAGGAGGAGGAAGAAUUUCCCAUUGCUUAUUCAGUAGUGGCUUAUCACAAAAUCGAAAUGCUUGAGCGACUCCUAAGAACCAUCUACAUGCCUCAGAAUUAUUAUUGCAUUCACAUUGACAAAAAAUCUCCAGAAUCCUUUUUAGCAGCAGUGAAGGGCAUUGCAUCUUGUUUCAAUAAUGUUUUCAUUGCCAGUCAACUGGAGAAUGUUGUGUAUGCAUCGUGGAGUAGGGUCCAAGCAGACCUCAACUGCAUGAGCGAUCUCUCCAGACAGAGUUCAAAAUGGAAAUACUUGAUAAAUCUGUGUGGAAUGGAUUUCCCAAUUAAAACCAAUCUGGAAAUGGUAAGGAAGCUAAAGACUUUAAUGGAUGGCAACAGCUUAGAAACUGAGAAAAUGCCUUCCCACAAAGAAGUGAGGUGGAAGAACCGAUAUGAAGUUAUCGAGGGCAAGCUAAAAAACACAGGAAAAAAUAAAUCACGUCCACCUAUUGAAUCACCGAUUUUCUCAGGCAGUGCCUAUUUCGUUGUUAGUAGGAAGUAUGUAGAGUAUGUACUAACCAAUGAGAAGAUUCUGAAAUUUAUUGAGUGGGCUAAAGAUACAUAUAGCCCCGAUGAAUAUUUGUGGGCCACAAUUCAAAGAAUCCCUGAAGUUCCAGGUUCCCUUUCUUCCAGUAAUAAGUAUGACAUUUCUGAUAUGCAGUCAGUUGCUAGGUUUGUGAAGUGGCAAUACUUGGAAGGAGACAUUUUCAAGGGUGCUCCUUAUCCACCUUGCAAUGGGAUUCAUGUCCGUUCUGUAUGUAUAUUUGGGGUAGGAGACUUAAAAUGGAUGCUACAACAGCCCCAUUUUUUUGCCAACAAAUUUGAUAUCAGUGUCGACUCUUUUGCAGUCCAGUGCUUAGAAAAGCAUCUAAGACACAAAGCUCUAUAUCCUAUAAAACAGUGA
This is a messenger RNA of Gracilinanus agilis (Agile Gracile Mouse Opossum), 1290 nucleotides long. RefSeq names its product glucosaminyl (N-acetyl) transferase 1 (gene GCNT1). The record is from RefSeq and is a predicted model, not a curated record. Gene Ontology annotation, molecular function: beta-1,3-galactosyl-O-glycosyl-glycoprotein beta-1,6-N-acetylglucosaminyltransferase activity. Lineage: Eukaryota; Metazoa; Chordata; Mammalia; Didelphimorphia; Didelphidae. Gene Ontology annotation, cellular component: membrane. The coding region runs from base 1 to 1290 and encodes 429 amino acids. The transcript has a single exon.